Messenger RNA from Pangasianodon hypophthalmus (striped catfish), 2465 nucleotides. It is a transcript of the gene clic5b, whose product is annotated as chloride intracellular channel 5b. Lineage: Eukaryota; Metazoa; Chordata; Actinopteri; Siluriformes; Pangasiidae. Bases 87 to 1337 code for a protein of 416 amino acids. The record is from RefSeq and is a predicted model, not a curated record. The transcript is spliced from 6 exons.
CAUGCGCUCCACUGCACUCCUGUCCUCUCCCCUCAGCAGCAGGUGCACGUUUCAGACGCUUCAGCCCAACUUCUCAGACUUCAAAAAUGGCAGAGGAGAACAUAUAUGAGAAAAUAGACGAUGAGAACUUGUAUGAAAAGCCUUUUGAUGAGCCAGACUUCUCUGCUAAGGAGGAACCAAAGUAUGAGAACCAAAGCACGUUUGCCUACGACACCCCAGUGACAAACGCGAUUUACAGCGAGAUUGAUGUUCACAGUAAGGCAGAAAGAAGUUUGUCUCCAGACUACAUAAACAGUAAUGAAGUAACAGAGGAGGCAGAGGAAAUCCCGACUGAAGCCCAGAACGGUGUAGGUUUGUAUGAGGUUCCAGCAGGGGAGAAUGAAGAAGAAAUGUCGUCCAGACGCUCAUCCGCAUCGUCCGCUGAGCACUUCAGAGAGCCAUAUGAUGAAGAGCAGCUACAGGAGGCCACUUAUGAAGACAACGCAGAGGAUGGGAUGAUGAUGGCUUACUCACUGCCAAAGGGCAGAGCCGCAGGACCGGAGGAAGAAGUGGUGGACUACAGUCUCAAACCUGUGCAAAACAACAACGUUGAAGAAGAAGAGAAACCUGUAGAUCCCAGUCAGCCUGAAAUUGCACUCUUUGUCAAGGCUGGGAGUGAUGGGGAGAGCAUUGGGAAUUGUCCAUUUUCUCAACGCCUCUUCAUGAUCCUCUGGCUCAAAGGGGUUGUCUUCAACGUCACCACUGUGGACCUGAAGAGGAAACCAGCUGACCUGCAUAAUCUGGCUCCAGGCACACACCCUCCUUUUCUCACCUACAAUGGUGAGGUCAAGACAGACAUCAACAAAAUUGAGGAGUUUUUAGAAGAAGUGUUAGCACCACCAAAAUACCCCAAGCUGGCAGCCAAGCACAGGGAGUCCAACACAGCGGGGAUUGACAUAUUUGCAAAGUUCUCAGCUUACAUCAAAAACUCAAGGCCAGAAGCCAAUGGAGGGCUGGAGAAAAACUUGUCAAAGGCCAUAAAGAAGCUGGAUGACUACCUGAACAGCGCUCUGCCUGAGGAGAUAGACGCAGACAGCGUGGAGGACGAGAAAAGCUCUACCCGCAAGUUCCUGGAUGGCAACGAACUCACCCUGGCAGACUGCAACCUCCUGCCAAAACUCCACAUAGUCAAGAUUGUUGCCAAGAAGUAUCGUAACUAUGACAUUCCUGCUGAAAUGACAGGAGUGUGGCGCUACCUGAACAGCGCCUAUGUUCGAGAUGAGUUCAUCAACACCUGUCCUGCAGAAAAAGAGAUUGAACUGGCCUACCAGGAUGUAGCCAAAUGGCUGGUCAAAUAAAGCUUGUGGCACAAAUAUCAGACCAAUUAGACUUUAUAGGUGCAGGCAGAAAUAGACUGCACUGGUUUUAUAGAAUUUAGUUUUGUAUCAUUGAAAACAGAUCUUGCAGUGAAACCACUCUGGUUAGCCAGAAUUCUGUUCUGCAACACAAAAUAAAGAAAUAUGAUGACUCAGUGCAGGCCAGGGAAGUCUCAUUCCCCUGUAGUGAUUGUGUCUAAACUAUCUGUCAAGGCUAGAUAAAUAGUUUUCCACGAGUUUUCUUUUUUCAGCUAUUUGCUGCAAUUCUAUUAUUUACAUCAGUAGAUUAGUAUUAUUUAAAGAAGAUAUUAUCUGUCAAUAACAAGCAUAUACAUUAAAGUUGACAGCUAAAUAUAGAAAGGAUCUAUUAAUUAGUAGAUUCAAGUUUCUAAUUUGAUGAUGAUUUUCAGGACUCAGGAUUGUCUUAACAUAUAAAAAUAUUUAAUAGGAAUACUAGCUGUGUCUGAAUGAUUAUUUAGAAAAAGAACAAAUGAGCAAUGGGACAAGAUAAAAGUGAAACAACUUUUAAUGCAAGAUCUGAAAAUCAUAUAUAUAUAUAUAUUUUUUACUUUUAUUGUUUUAAUUACAACUCUAAAAUAUUUUCAUAAUGCCUCUAAAUCAAUUAAUUAAGAUAUGUGCAUACAUACAUUCCCAGCUCAGAUAUUAAACUCUUUCAUUUAAAGUAUAUAUUUCAUUUUGAUUCAACAGACAUCCUCUCAUUUUCCUACAACUUCUUUGGUGAAGUACAUUUUAUUGUGUUAACAUUUUACUUAUCUUUUUGUCAGCUGAUAUAUGUUUCCGAAAGAUUUAGUCUUGACCUAAAUUAUAUCUGAUUAAUUUGUAAUUUGUAUUUUGAGUUGUGUGGCAAAGAAGAUUCAUGACAUCUCAUAAUGCAGUUAAAUCAAGUAAAGCAGUGUAGUCGGGCUCUUCUCCAGGUCUCCUCCACUCUCUGCUGAAAUAGCACACAGCUCCACAGACUUCAUAGGUCCUCAUGGAGCUCGCUGCUCUUGUGUGGCUUGGACAAACAUUUGAUAUGAAAGGGGAGUGUGGCGCCAGAGAGGCCUAUCCUGCAUGAACCUCUACGAAUAAAAUAAUAUUUUUACAGUUCAA